AGCCUUAUUUGCUUCAAGCCCGCUGCCAUGCCGCGACUGGAUCGCCCAGGCGCAGUUCUUGGCGCAGCCGGAGCCUUCUUGCUUUACCAGCACCAGUCGCUGCAUGGAUGGCAGCCCGGCUUUGCCUGCGGCUCCAUGGAUUUGGCUAACCCCAGUUUACAGCUGACGAAUCAGGCGCGUCUGCCUGCGCUUGGCUUGAGACCAGGCGCAGAGAGCGCGAGUGCACUGAGGCCAGCUCGUUUGAAUCUGAAGAGCAGCUGGCAUUUAGUCGAGGGAGGAGCUGAGCCUCGCCUGCGGAUCAAACGAUCAGCUCUUGUAGGUGUUCUACUUGGACUUUGCCUUGGCUUUGCCACGGCUAUGUCAAGUGCCCAGGCCUUGCAGGCAGCACCGGCUGCAGCUGCGGCAAAGCCUCAUUUGGGAGUUCGGCUGGCCAUGAAGAUGAAGCAGUCCUUUGGUAUCCCAGACUGGGCCAUCCUGAUGCUUCUCUCAGCACUGCCUUUGGUGGAGCUUCGAGGGGGUGUCCCUGUGGGCCUUUGGAUGGGAUUGGCUGUGCCACAGGUGUUGCUGCUUUGUAUCGUGGGCAAUAUGAUUCCAAUUCCGCUGCUGCUCGCCGCACUGAGGAGUGAGAAGAUAAACAAGCUUCUUUCACCUCUACUAAAUCGUGCCGCUCAGAAAACAGAGCCGAUUGGAGCGCAUGACCGCUGGGUUGGCAUAGCUGCGUUUGUGGGUGUUCCACUGCCUGGGACGGGGGCGUGGACGGGGGCAAUGGUCGCGCACUUGUUGGGCAUGGACUUGUUUGAGGCUGUCUCCUCGGUGUUGGCCGGUGUAAUUGUGGCUGCAUGCAUCAUGGCGUCUCUCACCCUGGCCGGCUGGUUUGGCUGCGCAGCAGUGGUUGAGUGAGAGGUACUGCUGGGUGUUGUCGCUUUGGCUAGCCGGUGGCUGCAGCUGAGAAAGGGAUGAUUGGAAUUUAGCUUAGACCGGGUUUGGUGCGUUUGAAGCACCCGGCGUGGCCACAAAGUAUCAGUCUCACAGCGCCAAGUUUUCGAAACAUGCAGACGACCGGCUCUCUGCAAGCCAUCGCUACAACGGAGCAAUGGUGCUGCCUCAAAAAUUGAGCGGAACGGAAGAAAGUCAGAAGCAGGCAGGCAGCAUCAUGGUUUUUCGACAUGCUUCAGUUUGGCUCAUUGAUUUGUAGCAUCAUGAUC
This is a messenger RNA of Effrenium voratum, 1205 nucleotides long. The record is from the annotation of a GenBank genome assembly. NCBI's taxonomy places the organism in Eukaryota, Dinophyceae, Suessiales, Symbiodiniaceae.